Molecule: messenger RNA, 567 nt
Organism: Aspergillus nidulans FGSC A4
Lineage: Eukaryota; Fungi; Ascomycota; Eurotiomycetes; Eurotiales; Aspergillaceae
Exons: 2
Coding region: 1-567 (188 amino acids)
Cellular component (GO): membrane
Source: RefSeq, a predicted model, not a curated record
AUGGCCUGCCCGAUCACCGUCUCCAAAUUCGUCGGGACCAUCUCCCUCGGCCUGUUAACAGGCCUCUCAUACUCCGCGUCUACUAUCGCCGUUCCCUCCCUCAGUCUCCUCUCUACUUCGACAAAUGCGUCCAAGUCCCUGGCCGAAGUCAAGCGCCUUAACCGUAAGCACGGCCUGCGCCUCGCCAACAUCUCCAACAUCUGCCUCCUCCUCGCGUACAGCAUCUCGCCACGACACAGAAAACAUCCAUACUUGCUCUGGAUGACGCUGAUGUCUACGGUUGGCACCUACGGCGUCGACUACUGGUUCCACCGACAGAGUGGCUUUAAGGCUUGGGUGUGCAGUGUCGUGAAUGAUACGGGAUAUUCAUGUCUACUGGGCAAGAAGUCUCAGAAGAAGGAAGACGACAUUGUUGUCGUUGAGGCCGAGGAGAAAGGUGAUAUCAACGGGGAGGCUGUGCGGAGGGAAAUGGAGACGGAGCGCCGCCUACAGGGUGUCAGGGCGGUGUUUGCCGGCCUUGCGUUGUCGAUGGGCAUUGUUGGACUCUGGGGCGAUCGCCGUCCUUAA